UUAUUCUACAAUAACAAAUCGCCUGUUGUUUUUGUAUUGUUGUAUUUGUUGUAGCGACGAGGCUACCUUAUUAAGUGUACACUGGCAGAUAUAGUGAAUAAAAUACUCUCAUAGAUAUUAAAGAAAAUCAAAAAUGUUUUUUUUUUAUAAUAUAACACCACAAUCAAUAAACAAAUAUAAAGAAAAAUCAGUGUUUUUCUCCAAACCUAAAUUGGUUGCUUACUACGAUUACAAUCAUGGAAAAAUAACAGCUGCCAAAAGAAUGAAAUAUUUUCAAAACCUUAAAUCUAAUAAUUAUCCCAUUGAUGUAGAAAAUGGAUUUGAGACGUAUAUACGCCGUGAUUCCGUCAUGUACUCAAGGAAUAUAGAUUUACCUCUUAAAUAUGUCAUGUCCCUGGCUAGCGAAUGCGAUAAUGUUGAAAACAUAGAAAAGACAAAAGUAAUAACACGUCGUGGUACUUUAGUUGAUAUUAUGCAAUCGUCUUACAGUGGACACUAUUCGGAAGAAUUAAUAAUUUGUGUUUCGCGCUAUAAUGGUCAUAUAUAUAUGGUUUUGGAUAAAAAGGAUGAAUCAACAACUGAAUUGACACCAAAAGAUACGUAUCAUUCACGUUUGGAGAAAUUGUUAUUUACUGAUUCACCCGGUAAGCCACCAAAACUUGAUGAACCAUGUGACGAGAACAUUAAACUAGUUGGAAUACACAGAAGUAACUUUGGUAAAUAUGAUAUUAUUUGCUCAGGAGAAAUACAAGGAAUCAUUUCUCAAGAUGAAAUUAAAAAUUUUGACGAUUUGGAAGCUCUCAAUGAUUGUCGUUUUGUCUUUAUUAAGCAAAUUCGGAAAAAAUUUAAAUAUAACAAUAACCAUAACAAGUUUUUAAAAUAUUGGCUGCAAGCAUAUUUAGCUAAUGUUCAAGAUCUCUAUUUUGGCUAUAAAAUUAAUAAUGGUAUAAUAGAAGAACCAUUAGAGCAUAAAGUAUCAGGCGAUAUACCUAAGAAUGUUUACUGGAAACCCUCGAUUUGUACCGGAUUUUUAUAUGAUUUUCUACAACAUGUAGAAAAACUCAUGUCUUCUGUCGACUGCUUGAAAACGGUCUACGUUUUUCACUAUGACCAUGACAAGAAAUGUUUCAAUUAUGAAAUAUUUAAUGGUGAAACCGAUAAAACUUUUAUAACUAAAGAGUAUAUGAUAUAUUGCGAAAAAAAUUUAAAACACUGAAGUACAGAUUUUCAUUAACAUCUGUUAACAUAUUUUUCCAAAUUCAAACUAAGAAUUAUAUACAGUAAAUCAAUUAAGUAAUUUGCCUAUGUAAAAUUUUAUAAAUUUAAAGAAAAAACUUUAUGUGAACAAUUAUUUUUUUUAGCAAAAUAAAGCAAUUUGUUUGUUGUAUUUUUUUAAAAGAA
Messenger RNA from Lucilia cuprina (Australian sheep blowfly), 1401 nucleotides. RefSeq lists its product as uncharacterized. Gene Ontology annotation, cellular component: cytosol; nucleus. The coding region runs from base 134 to 1216 and encodes 360 amino acids. Lineage: Eukaryota; Metazoa; Arthropoda; Insecta; Diptera; Calliphoridae. The transcript is spliced from 4 exons. The record is from RefSeq and is a predicted model, not a curated record. Gene Ontology annotation, molecular function: mRNA 5'-diphosphatase activity. Gene Ontology annotation, biological process: nuclear-transcribed mRNA catabolic process; NAD-cap decapping.